Molecule: messenger RNA, 991 nt
Organism: Octopus bimaculoides (California two-spot octopus)
Lineage: Eukaryota; Metazoa; Mollusca; Cephalopoda; Octopoda; Octopodidae
Product: dynein beta chain, ciliary
Biological process (GO): telomere maintenance; DNA repair; microtubule-based movement
Cellular component (GO): dynein complex
Molecular function (GO): dynein light intermediate chain binding; minus-end-directed microtubule motor activity; ATP hydrolysis activity
Source: RefSeq, a predicted model, not a curated record
AAACGUGAAAGCCGAAUAAAAGAUCUCAAAUGGGUAAAUUUUAUGGAAAGUAUUAGAAAAAUACCUUGAUUAAUUUACAAGUCUAAACUAAAAGAAGUAAUCAUACAAAAAUUCCUACUCGCAUAAAUUUACGCUUUCGACCGGUAACUGCCGAUUAUUUCACGUGCCGUUGCAGUAUUCUAAAUUACAGAAAACGCUAGUUCUUUAACGGUUUAAAUUUUCCAUUGUAAUCAUGUCGCUGGACGAUGAAUUAUCUGAUAUUACUGACAACCGUGUUGUGGCCAUGGCAAAAUAUGUCUUAAUGACGUUGAAUACAAAAUCGGACAAAUGGAUUAAAAUGUACAGCAUUGAAGCCAAUGCAAAUUUAAUACACCAAUUUUUGAAUAAGUGUGAAAUUCGUAUGCUGAUCUUUACACUUUCAUCAACCGGAGUUUUCCAGGUUUUGAGUAAAUGGCCAGCAGUUGUGUCAACAAAAUCCUGCUAUUUUAUCAGAAAGUUUGAUCAGCCUAUUUCCCAAACUGAUUCUUUAUUAGAGUCAUUUAUUUGUAGUGAUUUGAGCCAUUCUCCUCUUGAUUACAUGUCAGUCUUCUAUAAUGAGGUUAUGCUUCCUAUAAUUACAAACAAGAAAAAUCAUACAAAUUGGCCAUCUGUUGUGUCUGAAGAUAUAAUUCAAGCCUCUUAUUCUUUGAAAAGAAAUAUUGACCUGAGUAUGGGUGAAAUUUUAGGAAAAACAGUGUUACCUAUUCCACCUAAUUUUGUGGAUAUAGAGAAAAUUUCAAACAUUCCCUCUGACCGUAAUUUAGUGCAUUCAAUUGAAACUGUAGUUAUAGAAUGGUCAUGCCAAAUCAGUAUGGUUUUAAAAAACGAUUCUGCACAAAUAUUGAUUGAUAAUGAAAAUGCUCUCCCUGUUGUUGAACUUGAGUUUUGGAAGGACAGAUCUCAGAACCUUAAAUUUAUUUACGAACAGCGUCCCGAAUUGGUUAAUAACUGA